ACACCGGAGCCGGAUGUGAGGUACUAUAGAUUUCAGGGCCUCGUUAGAUGUCUGGUUGAUGUAAAAAUGACUGACCACGUGAAGUUGUUUGUGGGGAACCUUCCUUUAGAUGCAACCCAAGAUGAGCUGAAUAAACUUUUUGCUCCUUAUGGAGAGAUCAACACAUGCUCGUUGCUCAGACAGUAUGCUUUUGUUACCCUGAAGGGAGAGGGGGCCGCAGACAGGGCCAUACGGCAUCUCGAUGGCAAAGAGUACAGAGGCAGACCCUUAGUUGUUGAAGAGUCUCGUGCACGCCCACCCAACUCCAUAAAAGUGUUUGUUGGGAACAUUAGUGCAACAUGUUCUGCGGAGGACUUGCAUGGGUUGUUCUCAACCUUUGGAAGAGUUUUAGACUGUGAUAAGGUCAAAGCCAGAUUAUGCUCAAAUGUUGGCUAUGCAUUUGUGCAUAUGGAGAGGAAGGAGGAAGCCCUGGCAGCAAUUGAUGCGCUCAAUGGGACCAUGUUUAAGGGGCGUCCAUUGGCUGUGGAGCUUUCCAAGGCUCAGCCUUUGAUCAAUCAACUCGCAUCAGGAGGUUCAGGAUCCCCUGCAGGUGGCAAAGAGGGUCUUCUUCCUCGACCUCCUCCAUCUCUAGAGCAUCACCAGAGUCAGGCAGCUGUGCUAGCUGCUGCUGCAGCUGCAGCUGCUGGUCUACCCAUACAAGUUCAACAAAGUGUCCACAAUUCAUUUUAUAACACAACAACUUUUGACCCCACCUACGCUGCUCUGAAAGGCAUCACAAGUGCUAAAGGUGCAGAUGGUGUCAUUUAUGGUGCUCUUGCAAGCCAAGUGUAUGGAUCUGUUGCUGACCAGGUGUACCAAGAAAUGGCCAAUCACAAUCCUCCUGUGGCCGUUGAGGAGGGAGAUCCAUCUGCCACACCAGAUCCAACUACACUUUUUGAGGCAGCAAGAGCAAAGUUCUUUCAGGAAGGACAAAAGGUGCUGGCAGAGCAGCAGGCAGGAAGAAAGGCAGCAGCAACAGAAAACGAGCGAGACCGCAGUCCGAUCAGAGGGAAUCGAGCUCCCCUCCUUCCCGACCCUGUUCCAAGUUCCUUUGCUCAAAUGCGGUCCAAACGACGCACCCUACUGCCAACACCACCUGGAGUAACUGAAGAGCCGGCAGAAGCCACCACAACAACUGCUGAAGGCUCAGAUCCUGUUUCAAGGUCUUACACAGAAUACUACCAACAAAUGCAUCAUUACCAGCAAUAUCAGCAAUACCAGGAGCAGUAUCAGUACCUCCAGUAUGCCUACACAAAUCCUCCACCACCACCCCCUCCACCUCCACCGGCUACGACACAGACACAAGCUGCCGCCCCAACCCCUGCGCCCCCAGGGACAUACGCAGCCCCUCCAACUUACGCCACAUCGGAACCCUACGCCGCCCCAGGAACGUACAACUCUUCCGGGAGCUACACCGCCUCGCCAGUGAGCUACAGCGCUUCAUCCGGGAGUUACGAUGCCUCGGCAGGAAGCUACAACACCUCCGCAGGAUAUGACACAUCUGCAAGCUACGGGGCACCAGGAGCAUAUGAUUCAUCUGGAGCUUACCCUGCAGCGGAAAACUACUCCACUUCUACACCGUAUGAGCAGACACCCGCACACGGGCAACCCAUGCCCCAGCGUAAUGAUUACCCUUACAACACGCCAGAACCCCCUUAUCGAUAGUCCCACCCCCACACACUCCUUACACACCUGAUGUGUGUUCUUUCGCAUACGUAUUUACAUAGAGGAAAUUUCAACAGGUUGCAAGGUCAUAAUUUGAAUGUGUUUUAAAGCAUCACUUCCUUUCGGACUUGCCCAAAUAGUUUGCCCAUCGAUCAUCUUUGAGUCGGCGAGGUGUUUAGAUGAGUGGAGGUAAUGGGGCAACGUAAAUUGGAAUAUUGUUCAACAUUGAAAGCUUCUUGGAUGUUGUGGCUCAGCUGGUUUCUUGUUGAAUGUUACCAUGGCUUGGGUCAGAAUUGGGAUU
This is a messenger RNA of Nematolebias whitei (Rio pearlfish), 2005 nucleotides long. RefSeq names its product RNA-binding protein 4. NCBI's taxonomy places the organism in Eukaryota, Metazoa, Chordata, Actinopteri, Cyprinodontiformes, Rivulidae. Bases 67 to 1704 code for a protein of 545 amino acids. The transcript is spliced from 8 exons. Gene Ontology annotation, cellular component: cytosol. The record is from RefSeq and is a predicted model, not a curated record. Gene Ontology annotation, molecular function: mRNA binding.